AAACUCAUAUAUUGUCAUAAGUGUUCACUACUAGCAUAUUUAUAUAAGCCUGGCAUAUACAUAUAUUUAUGCCUACCAGAAGAGAUUUUUAGGUGCUAUUGGAGUCUGAAAAUGGAUUUUUCCAUGGCUGCUGGUGGUGCUUCAGGCGAUGAACAAGAACCUUCCAACAAUAGAAGGGGGAAGAAGGCGUACCAUCGACAUACUUCUCGUCAAAUACAGCAGCUUGAAGCAUUUUUCAAGGAGUGCCCACAUCCAGAUGACAACCAGAGGCGCCAAUUAAGUAAGGAAUUAGGCCUUGAGCCUAGACAGAUCAAGUUCUGGUUUCAAAACAAAAGGACCCAAACAAAGACUCAAAAUGAGAAAGCAGAUAAUUCAGUUCUUCGAGCUGAAAAUGAAAGGAUUCAAUGUGAAAACCUUGCAAUCAGAGAGGCACUGAAGAAUGUGAUUUGCCCAUCUUGUGGAGGUCCUCCCUUUGGAGAAGAAGAACGUCAACGUAGUUUGCAGAAACUUCAGCUGGAAAAUGCUCAACUGAAAGAAGAGCAUGAAAAAGUAUCUGCCCUUCUUGCCAAGUACAUAGGAAAACCAAUUUCUCAGAUGGAUUCAAUAAUUCCUAUCCACAGAUCUUCAUUAGACUUUUCGAUGACAGGCCUCGCUAAUCAAAGAAUGGGAAGCCCUGCCCUUGAUCUUGAACUAAAUCCAGGAAUUUCUGACCAUAUUCCCAUGCCUUACCAACAACUUGAAGGAAUCCCAGAAAUGGAGAAGACACUAAUGACUGAGACUGCUGCUAGGGCCAUGGAGGAGUUGAUAAGACUUCUAAGAAUCAAUGAACCUUUGUGGAUCAGAUCUCAGUCUGAUGGAAGAUACACCAUUCAUCGUGACAGCUACGACAAAGUAUUCCCUAGGGCUCAUCACUUCAAAGGUUCAAAUGCACGCGUUGAGUCAUCAAAGGACUCAGGAAUGGUGACAAUGAAUGGAAUGAACCUAGUGGAAAUGUUUUUAGAUACGAAUAAAUGGGUUGAUCUUUUUCCAACAAUUGUUACUAGAGCAAGCAUAAUUCAAGUACUUGAAACUGGAUUGAUAGGAAACCGAAGUGGUUCCUUGCAGCUGAUGUAUGAACAGAUGCACAUACUUUCUCCCUUGGUUCCAUCGAGGGAAUUCUGCUUCCUUCGUCAAUGUCAGCAAAUUGAGGCUGACACAUGGGUGAUCGCAGAUGUAUCCUAUGACUGCUUAAAAGAAAAUUGCUUCUCGUCCCGCUCUUGGAGGCUACCUUCUGGAUGCAUGAUCCAGGACAUGCCUAAUGGAUGUUCCAAGGUUACUUGGGUAGAACAUGUGGAAGUAGAUGACAAAACUCAAACUCAUCGACUCUACAGAGAUCUCAUCUCUAGUGAUUCUGCAUACGGAGCUGAAAGAUGGAUUUUUACCCUCCAGAGGAUGUGUGAAAGGUAUGCUUUCUCCUUUGGAGAAACUGCACCUUCUUGGGAACUUGGAGGAGUGAUGACUUCAUCCGAAGGUAGAAAAAGCAUAAUGAAACUCGCUCACAGGAUGGUAAAGAAUUUCUGUUCGAUGUUAAGUAUGUCAGGUAAGCUGGAUUUUCCUCAGUUGUCUGAAGUGAAAAAUAGUGGGGUUAGAGUUUCUGUUCGGAAAAGCAUGGAACCAGGCCAGCCCGGCGGCAUGAUUGUCAGUGCGGCUACUUCUCUUUGGCUUCCUCUCCUUCCUCAGGAUGUUUUUAAUUUCUUCAAAGAUGAGAAAACCCGAGUUCAGUGGGACAUACUCUCCAAUGGAAACCCAGUGCAUGAGAUUGCACACAUCUCCGGUGGUGCUCAUCCAGGCAACUGCAUAUCCAUCAUUCGGCCUUUUAUACCCAGUGAGAACAACAUGGUGAUGCUUCAAGAGAGCUGCACAGACCCUUUGGGAUCAUUUAUAGUAUAUGCUCCCAUUGACAUUCCAACCAUGAACAUAGCAAUUAGCGGUGAAGAUUCAUCAAUCAUACCUAUUCUUCCAUCUGGUUUUGUUAUAUCUGGAGAUGGCCGUCCAGACACAGGGAAUGGUGCUUCAACUAGUGCAAAUCCUGGAAGAUCAUCAGGUGGUUCACUGCUUACAGUGGCCUUUCAAAUAUUAGUUUCUACACCUACUUCCUCCUCCUCCUCCUCCUCCUCCAAGGAGCUGAACAUCGAAUCAGUAGCAACUGUUAAUACCCUUAUCAGCUCCACUGUUCAGAAAAUAAAAGCUGCUUUGAAUUGCUCUAAUUUGGAUUAAUUAGCUAAAAUUUUUGUUUCUAAAUACAGUUAUUUCAAAACUAUCUUCAUUGCUUGAGGUUGAAGAGUUAUUUGCUAGGGUAAACAUGUUCAACUCUGCCAUUGCUAUUUGGUCUCUUUCAUCUAUUCUUUUUUUUUUUUUUCUCCUUUUUUGUGUGUGUGUUUCUUUACUUGCAAUUUUGUAGUUACAGCAAUCAUAAUGUUGCCUUUGUA
Molecule: messenger RNA, 2468 nt
Organism: Hevea brasiliensis (rubber tree)
Lineage: Eukaryota; Viridiplantae; Streptophyta; Magnoliopsida; Malpighiales; Euphorbiaceae
Product: homeobox-leucine zipper protein ROC8
Exons: 10
Coding region: 112-2256 (714 amino acids)
Biological process (GO): regulation of DNA-templated transcription
Molecular function (GO): DNA binding; DNA-binding transcription factor activity, RNA polymerase II-specific; lipid binding
Source: RefSeq, a predicted model, not a curated record